Messenger RNA from Carlito syrichta (Philippine tarsier), 758 nucleotides. RefSeq names its product protein lifeguard 4-like. Gene Ontology annotation, cellular component: membrane. Bases 22 to 738 code for a protein of 238 amino acids. The record is from RefSeq and is a predicted model, not a curated record. Lineage: Eukaryota; Metazoa; Chordata; Mammalia; Primates; Tarsiidae. Gene Ontology annotation, biological process: negative regulation of apoptotic process. The transcript has a single exon.
GCGGGCGGAGCUGCUGCAGCCAUGGCCGAGCGCGACCCCUGCUACCCGGCCUCCUCCAUCGAGGACGACUUCAACUACGGCAGCAACGUGGCCUCCGCCAGCAUGCACAUCCGCAUGGCCUUCCUGAGGAAAGUGUAUGGCAUCCUUUCUCUGCAAGUCCUCCUGACUACGAUGACUUUCGCAGUGUUUUUGUACUUCGAGUCUGUACGGACAUUUGUGCAUAACAGUCCUGCAGUAAUUCUGGUGUCUGCCUUUGGGUCCUUGGGCUUGAUUUUUGCCUUGACUCUACACAGACAUAAGUAUCCCCUCAACCUGUACCUGCUUUUUGGAUUUACACUGAUGGAAGCCCUGACUGUGGCCUUUGUGGUUACUUUCUAUGACAUACGGAUUAUUCUGCAAGCUUUUAUACUGACGACUACAGUAUUCCUUGCUUUGACUGCCUACACUCUCCAAUCCAAGAGAGAUUUCAGCAAAUUUGGAGCAGGGCUGUUUGCUGCCUUUUGGAUUUUGUGGUUGUCAGGAUUCUUGAGGUUGUUCUUCUACAGCGAGACGGUGGAGGUGGUCUUUGCUGCCGUAGGAGCCCUUCUUUUCUGUGGCUUCAUCAUCUAUGACACACACUCGCUGAUGCACAGACUGUCACCUGAAGAGUAUGUGCUAGCUGCCAUCAACCUCUACCUGGAUAUCAUCAACCUCUUCCUGCACCUGUUGCGGCUUCUGGAAGCAGUUAAUAAAAAGUAACUGAAAGCUCAGCGGAAGCG